AUGCUAGAUGAGAAGUUCGGAAUCCUUGAGGAGCAAGAUGCAGCGGACUCGAAUACCUAUACGUUGGGCCGAAUCGGCAAACAUUACAUCGUGAUCGCCUGCCUCCCUGGAGGCCAGUACGGAACCACAGCAGCUACCACGGUCGCAAACAACAUGCUUCGCACCUUCUCCAAGUCACUUCGAAUCGGACUGAUGGUCGGUAUUGGAGGUGGGAUCCCUUCAGCUGCUCAUGAUAUCCGCCUCGGCGAUAUCGUGAUUAGUUGUCCCGAAGGCACUUGCGGUGGGGCUAUCCAUGAUCAUCCUACUAGCUCAAGCAACUGUGACGGAUGUCUAGCAGAGUGGGAAGAUACUAGAGAUAAACGCGAAGACGAGGAUCCACAGACCCAUUAUGGUAUUAUUGCUUCUGGUAAUAAGGUCAUCAAGCACGGGCGGACAAGAGAGCAACUUCAUUUAGAGACUGGGGCAUUGUGCUUUGAGAUGGAGGCAGCUGGUCUGAUGCUGGACUUCCCCUGCGUUGUCAUCCGCGGUGUUUGUGACUAUGCCGACUCGCACAAGAACAAGGAAUGGCAGGGAUAUGCUGCCCUGGCAGCCGCAGCAUACACAAAAGAGCUGCUGGGCUAUGUCCCGGUUGGUCGUGUGUCACAGGAGGGCUUGGUAGUAGAUAUAUGCAACAGGUUAAAGGCCGAAAUUAAAGGCACAAAUCAACGCCUAGACCAUGCAUACCGCCAACAAGAAGAACAUCAUCGCGAGAGGGUUGCGUUUGCUUUGACGGACCAGCAACACCGCUGUCACCAAACAUUUAAGGUAUCAACUUAUGAGGAGCAAAAGAACAUCAAUCGUAGAAAAGCGGAAGGAACCUGCCUAUGGGCUCUACAGAGCCCUGAGUACGUCCGUUGGUCAGAGAGCAGCUGCAACGAUCUUCUCUGGGUGUCAGCCGAUCCAGGCUGUGGGAAGUCUGUACUAUCCCGAUCAAUAAUCGACGACUACCUUAAUGGCUCUUAUCCAGAAGUAACAACCUGUUACUUUUUCUUCAAAGACAACGAUGAACAGAAUCAUCUUGCUCCAGCACUUUGCUCGGUACUCCAUCAGCUUUUUAGCCAGCGGCCUCAGCUGUUACGUCAUGCCAUACCAUCUUGGGAAAAGAGUGGGGAGAAAAUCCGACAAGAGGUUGACGAAUUGUGGAGAAUUUUUAUAAGCGCCGUCUUAGCUGAUGACUUUUGCAAGACAAUCUGCAUAUUCGAUGCGCUUGAUGAAUGCCGUGAGAUUGAUCAGAACCGGCUAAUCGAGAAGCUCCAGUCAUUUCACCGCCUACCACAUCCACACACAGAGGAUAUUUGGUUAAAAUACCUGGUCACCAGUCGCCCGUAUGAUGAUAUCCAUAAGAAGUUCCGAGUGAUCACGGACUCUUUCCCACAUGUUCACCUUAAAGGGGAGGAAGAAAAUGAUCAGAUCCACCAUGAAAUCGAUCUUGUCGUGAAGAUGCGAGUAAAAGAGCUCGCUGAAACAGCGCCGUUGUCACAGGAAAUAGAGCAGCGACUGGAGCAACAGCUUCUGCAAAUGGAGCACCGUACAUAUCUCUGGCUACAUUUAGCCAUGGACGACAUUCAAUCUACACUCGAGGACAGCCCUCGCCCAGCUGAGGAGCCAAUCCAGGUGAUACCUCGAUCAGUAGAUGAGGCAUAUGAGAAAAUCCUUAGUCGAGUGCCAUCCCGUCAAGUGGAAGUUGCGAGAAAGAUUUUACAACUUAUCGUAGCAGCACGGCGCCCUUUGACAACGGCGGAAAUGGCCAUGGCGCUCGGUAUAGCCAUCUCUCCACAAUCCCAGACUGCAGCAGAGGCUGGACUCGAGUCAUCCCAGGUCGACAAAAAGCUGCGUCGAUUAUGUGGCCUUUUUGUUUUCAUCAACAACUCCAAGAUCUACUUAAUUCAUCAGACAGCAAGGGAAUUUCUUGUCCAGAAGAGUCGUUCUAACAGUGCCAACUACUUAUACUGCUGGAGCCUGACUGAUACCGAGGAUCAAAUGGCUGUUAUCUGUUUGCGAUACCUGUUGAUGGAGGAUCUGGAACGCGAUGAAGAGGACUCAAGCUCUAACAUUCGAAGCUUUCUAAAUUACUCAGCAUUAUAUUGGCCGGACCACAAAAGAAAGAUGAGUCUGACCCAAGACCAAGAAGCCGCUAGUCAAGUUCACCGGAUGUAUGAUACGAGCAGGAAAGGAUUUUCGUUAUGGUUCCCUAUCUUUUGGAAGUCUAUCAAGACUUAUGGAAAUCCACCGUCAAUGACUGCUUUACAUCUGGCAUCGUUAAACGGACAUGAGCGGGAGGUUGAGUUUUUACUGUCUCUCGGGGGAGAGGAUAUCAAUUCGACGGAUGAUAGAGGAACCUACCCUAUUAUAUUGGCCUCACUAAAUGGUUAUGGGAGGGUUGUGCAUUUGCUACUUGAGAAAGGAGCCGAGAUCAACGCCCAAGGUGGAGAAUACGGGAAUGCUCUCCAAGCUGCGUCUCUAAAAGGACAUGACAAGAUUGUGCAGUUACUACUUGCGAAAGGAGCCGAGAUCAACGCCCAAGGUGGAGAAUACGGGAAUGCUCUCCAAGCUGCGUCUCUAGAAGGACAUGACAAGAUUGUGCAGUUACUACUUGCGAAAGGAGCUGAGAUCAACGCCCAAGGUGGAGAAUACGGGAAUGCUCUCCAAGCUGCGUCUUACGAAGGACAUGAUAAGACCGUGCAGUUACUACUUGAGAAAGGAGCCGAGAUCAACGCCCAAGGUGGAUUCUGUGGGAAUGCUCUCCAAGCUGCGUCUCUAGAAGGACAUGACAAGAUUGUGCAGUUACUACUUGCGAAAGGAGCUGAGAUCAACCCCUAA
This is a messenger RNA of Penicillium malachiteum, 2859 nucleotides long. RefSeq lists its product as uncharacterized. Bases 1 to 2859 code for a protein of 952 amino acids. Gene Ontology annotation, biological process: nucleoside metabolic process. The record is from RefSeq and is a predicted model, not a curated record. Gene Ontology annotation, molecular function: protein binding; catalytic activity. The transcript is spliced from 3 exons. NCBI's taxonomy places the organism in Eukaryota, Fungi, Ascomycota, Eurotiomycetes, Eurotiales, Aspergillaceae.